This is a messenger RNA of Coffea eugenioides, 1739 nucleotides long. RefSeq lists its product as uncharacterized. Bases 1 to 1197 code for a protein of 398 amino acids. The record is from RefSeq and is a predicted model, not a curated record. NCBI's taxonomy places the organism in Eukaryota, Viridiplantae, Streptophyta, Magnoliopsida, Gentianales, Rubiaceae. The transcript is spliced from 8 exons.
AUGGAAGAGGUAGAACAAGAGACGAGGCAGGAGGUGAAGGAGGUAGUAAUAAUAGUAGCAGUAGGAGAAGAAAGGGUUGAAGAAGUUGAAGAGGUCAAGACCGAGACGACCAUGAAAGGACACCUUUGCUGGCUGGAUGUGCUAGUCAAUGUGGUGGCUUUCAUUUCAGCGGCCACUACUUUAGUGCUUACUAUAUGGGGUUCCUGCCAAAUUCCCAAAGCCAAACGCUUAUCGGAGUCUUAUUCUGUUUUAGUGUUCAUUGUAGUUCUUAUGGGUGUUGUGUCUCUAUACUUUGCUGGAAUGUGGCUCCACCACUUGAUUCAAAUCACUUCCACGGAGAAGCGAGGAGAUUUUAAAGUGCAAGAGGAUAAAAAGCAUAGGGCAAAGUUUCAAUCUUUAGGAAAUUCUGAGAAGAAGCUCCAAUUCUUUUCAGCUCGUCAAAUAGCAUGCCGCUUACUCGGUAGUAGAGGAUAUCUCUGUCAGAAGUGCUGGCUUCCCAUGGAAGAUUGCAUGUGUUCAAGACUUCUGCCUUUUCCUCUUUGGCAUCGGAUACGUUUUUGGUUGUAUAUGCAUCCAAAGGAUUUUUUACGACAGAACAACACGGGAAAGUUGUUAUGUCAAGUGUUUGGCACCCAUGCUGCAACUUUGUGUCUCUUUGGCAUUUCUGAACUUGAAGAAAUCAUGUGGAGUGCAUUGAACUUUUCAGGGAGAAGAAAUGUUUGGUGUCUCUACCCUAAUAAGAAUGCUAUGCCGAUGUCUGUUCAGGACACAUUCAUUCAAAAUUCCUCCAGGGAUCAUCAGUCUGAACAGAAUUCGGUACUUGGAGAUGAAAGAAUUAAUUUUAUUUUGAUUGAUGGUACAUGGAGCAAUUCCCAAGCAAUGUUCAAGCGUUUAAAGGAUAAAGCACAGGUAGUUUGGGGAGAAGACCUUCCUUGCAUCUCUCUGAAUGCAGGGGUAUCUCUAAUGCACAAACUUAGACCACAACCCUCAUGGGACCGUACCUGCACAGCAGCAGCAGCAGUUGGUCUCCUUUAUGAGCUUCAUCUUGUUCCUGAGUUCAGCUCUCAUGGACUGGAUAGUCAGGCUGAAGCUAUCGAAGAUGCUUUAGAGAUUCUGUUUGAAUCACUUACAGCUCGAAGACUUCGUAUGGGGAGGUCCAUCAGCCGAAAGGAGAGACAUUACAGCAACCUCUGCUAGAAACAAGCAUUUCUUCUACAAUUUUGGCGGAGACUUUUUCCCUUCAAUUGAGGCAGCGCCUGCAUACUAACUGAUUAGGUUAUAAGAGGUGAGAUCCUUGCUAAUUUCUAGUAUUACAGAAAGGAAAUACAAAGUGACUGAGAUCAAAGAACUUCGGUGGCCGGGCAGUGAUUUUAUCAGACUAUACAGAUUCAGAUUUUUUUGCACAAUGUUUUGAUGCUGAAAUUUCAGACACGUUUUUGGACAUAUGCCAGAUGGUUGUGAUGCAAUGCUAAGUACUUGGACGCAAAGCGGAUGAUCGAAAAAAUAUGGUAUUCGCUUUUCCCACAUUUUGAACUUGAAAGCAAGCUAUUUAUUAUGCUUUGGAUUUGUUAAAAGGAACCAUUUUGCUUGUAUGUAUAAUGUAUUUCAAUUCUGAACUCACUGAUGUAUGUUUACGUGAUUAUAUCUCAAGAAUUUAGUUUCUUGAACUAGUCCUAUAUUUGGCUGUCCUGCUACUCUUAGUCUUACGGAUUAAAAGACUGAUAGAAAGAAUUAAUGUA